AUGGUCGAAACCGAUGCACCAACCCUAAAUUCUAGAGGAUUUGUCCCUGUCGCCACCGCUGCACUCAUCUCCCACCUCGGUAUCCAUCUCCACCAAAUUGUCAUCUUCCUCGUGUUCUCCCCGAUCCAAAACCACCGAGACCAACCACGCCAAACCAUAUCGAACCCCCACCAAAUCCCACGCGUAGCAGCCAGCCGCAGCGUCUCCCUGCUCGACCCUGUCCUCGAGGACGCACCCGAGCUCCAUUCUCUCGAGCCAUGGCACCUCUGCGACAAGGCGCCCGAGUUCAUCCAUGCCUGCUGCCCACCGAAACGAGCAGGAGAUCUUCCAUGGCGCCUCCUUCCGCUUUUCCCUACUGAGCUCGUCAACCGCACCAUGGCACCGUCGCCCGAGUUCACCGAGCCUCCAGGAGCCCGCAUCAAGUCCCACAACAUUCGAGCCGCCCCUGAGCUCCGUCCAUGCCAUUGUUGCCCGGAUCUGGUGCCGGCCAGCCGGAUCCGCCCCGUCCCCACCUUGCCGGCCUUCCCUGCAGCCUGCCGCCGCUUCCCUUCAUGUCCCACGUCGCCACGCUGCCACGGCCGCGUUGACCUUCGGUCAUCGCCAGGAGAGGAUGACCGCACGAGCUCGCCCGCUCCCGUUCUCCUCCUGGGCCACGCACAGGCCUAGUGCGCCCAAGCCGGCCUCCUCUGUAGAUGGGCCAAGGCCCGCUGGGUGAGCCUCCAGCACCCACGUUCCUAUCGGUCCAGUCAGUUUCAGCCUGCUACAUUUUUUUCCUGUUCUAUAAAUUUCCUGAUUUCCAGGGAAUUGGCAGUUUUAUAGAAAAGCCCUUCAAAUCCAUGCAUUUAAUAACUAAAUAACCAUGCAUCAUAUGUAAAAACUUCAAAUAUGAAAAAUGCUUAGAAUUGCAUCUAGAUUCAUAAUAUACAGCUUUUAUCCAUGUUUAAAAUGUUGUUUGCAUUAAUUUGCAUAUAUAUCAUGCUAAGUUGAUUUAUUUCAUAACUAAAUAACCGUAUCUCCAAUUUUAAUAAACUUUAUAUGUAAAUGAGGUAGAAAAAGCAUAGAUUAACUUGGUGCACUUACUUUGCAUGUUUGACAACUCUAAAAUAUGCUUUAGGGAAGAACAGUACCAUAACCAAAAUAUGCACAUGGGGAUUUUCCGGACUUGUUGUUUGUUAUAUCCGGCCCCAUUUAAAUUGUCUA
Messenger RNA from Triticum urartu, 1200 nucleotides. Lineage: Eukaryota; Viridiplantae; Streptophyta; Magnoliopsida; Poales; Poaceae. The record is from RefSeq and is a predicted model, not a curated record.